UCUCCAACGCCCCGGGCCUGCCUCUCUCGGAAGCACGUAAGUCUUACGUCAUUUCCUGUUAUUCUUCGCGCUGCCUCCUCCCUCAGGCGUGGCUUGGCUCGGGUCGGCUGUAGGGUGUACCUGCUUCCCCUGCCCUCAGCUGGUGGCCCAUCUCGGCGCUGGAGAGCGAUGCGGCCAAGCCGGCGGAUGCCCCCGACGCGCCCGAGGCUGCCAGCCCCGCCCAUUGGCCCAAGGAGAGCCUGGUUCUGUACCACUGGACCCAGUCCUUCAGCUCUCAGAAGGUGCGGUUGGUGAUCGCAGAGAAGGGCCUGGCCUGUGAGGAGCGAGAUGUGAGCCUGCCGCAGAGCGAGCACAAGGAGCCCUGGUUCAUGCGGCUCAACCUGGGCGAGGAGGUGCCCGUCAUCAUCCAUGGCGACAACAUCAUCAGUGACUACGACCAGAUAAUCGACUACGUGGAGCGUACCUUCACUGGAGAGCACGUGAUGGCCCUGAUGCCCGAGGCAGGGAGCCCACAGCAUGCCCGGGUGCUGCAGUACCGCGAGCUGCUGGAUGCGCUGCCCAUGGAUGCCUACACGCACGGCUGCAUCCUGCACCCUGAGCUCACCACUGACUCCAUGAUCCCCAAGUACGCCACGGCCGAGAUCCGCAGACAUUUAGCCAACGCCACCACGGACCUCAUGAAACUAGACCAUGAAGAGGAGCCCCCACUCUCCGAGCCCUACCUUUCUAAACAGAAGAAACUCAUGGCCAAGAUCUUGGAGCAUGAUGAUGUGAGCUACCUGAAGAAGAUCCUUGGGGAGCUGGCCAUGGUGCUGGACCAGAUCGAGGCAGAGCUGGAGAAGAGGAAACUCGAGAAUGAGGGGCAGAAGUGCGAGCUGUGGCUGUGUGGCUGCGCCUUCACCCUUGCUGACGUCCUGCUGGGAGCCACCCUGCACCGCCUCAAGUUCCUGGGACUGUCCAAGAAAUACUGGGAAGAUGGCAGCCGGCCCAACCUGCAGUCCUUCUUUGAGAGGGUCCAGAGACGCUUUGCUUUCCGGAAAGUUCUCGGUGACAUCCACACCACCCUGCUGUCAGCCGUCAUCCCCAACGCCUUCCGGCUGGUCAAGCGGAAGCCCCCGUCAUUCUUUGGGGCAUCCUUUCUCAUGGGCUCCCUGGGCGGGAUGGGCUACUUUGCCUACUGGUACCUCAAGAAAAAAUACAUCUAAGAGCCAGGUCGGGCGUGGCGUCUGAC
Molecule: messenger RNA, 1231 nt
Organism: Ochotona princeps (American pika)
Lineage: Eukaryota; Metazoa; Chordata; Mammalia; Lagomorpha; Ochotonidae
Gene: GDAP1L1
Product: ganglioside induced differentiation associated protein 1 like 1
Exons: 7
Coding region: 369-1205 (278 amino acids)
Source: RefSeq, a predicted model, not a curated record